Mycotypha africana is the source of this 384-nucleotide messenger RNA. Its product is annotated as p53 and DNA damage-regulated protein 1-like protein. The record is from RefSeq and is a predicted model, not a curated record. NCBI's taxonomy places the organism in Eukaryota, Fungi, Mucoromycota, Mucoromycetes, Mucorales, Mycotyphaceae. Bases 1 to 384 code for a protein of 127 amino acids. The transcript has 5 exons.
AUGGCAUCGGUAGCAGCGCAAAUAGAGCAAGCACUUGCAUUAAAAGAACAUUUAGCUGAAGAGAUUUUGAUCAAUAAGCAAGCUAUCAUUGACUUUGACAGAAAACGAAACUCAAAUAGAGAAGCUUUGACACAAUUGAAAAGGAUUCCAGAAGAAAAGAAAGUGUGGACCUUUUUUGGCGAUAUGUUCAUCAAAUUACCAAGUGAAAAAACAAGAACUCUUAUUCAAAAAGAUCAAGAAUUAUUGGAUGAAAAGGUAGAUAAAGCGCGAAGUGUAAUGAAGGAAAAUGCUAUGGAAUUACAAAAAAUGGAAGGCAAAAAUGAUAUACAUGGUUUUAGUCUGAAGGGCCUAACAGCGACAGAUCUGUACAAUAAUAUAAAAUAA